ACAAGUGAGAAGGUUCGUUUAUGAAUAGCCAUGCUCACCUUUCAUAAUGUCUGCUCAGCGCCCAGCUCCUUCCAGCUCCUGGGCAUACCAGGUCUGGAGUCCCUGCAAAUCUGGCUCUCGAUCCCCUUUGGCUCCAUGUACCUGGUGGCUGUGGUGGGGAACAUCACCAUCCUGGCCGUGGUAAGGGUGGAACAUAGCCUGCAUCAGCCCAUGUACUACUUCUUGUGCAUGCUGGCUAUUAUUGACCUGGUUCUUUCCACUUCUACUAUACCCAAGCUUCUGGGAAUCUUCUGGUUUGGUGCUGGCAACAUUGGCUUGGAUGCCUGCUUGAGCCAGAUGUUCCUUAUUCACUGCUUUGCCACUGUUGAGUCAGGCAUCUUCCUUGCCAUGGCUUUUGAUCGCUAUGUAGCCAUCUGCAACCCACUACGUCACACUACAGUGCUCACCCACUCAGUGGUGGGUCGUUUGGGGCUGGCUGCCCUCCUCCGAGGAGUUCUUUACAUCGGACCUCUACCUUUGAUGAUCCGCCUGCGGCUGCCUCUUUACAAAACUCAUAUCAUCUCCCACUCCUACUGUGAACACAUGGCUGUGGUCACCUUGGCAUGUGGCGACAGCAGAAUCAACAAUGUCUAUGGACUGACCAUUGGUUUUCUGGUAUUGAUCUUGGACUCUGUGGCUAUUGCUGCUUCCUAUGUGAUGAUUUUCAGGGCUGUGAUGGGGCUGGCCACCCCCGAGGCCAGGCUUAAAACCCUGGGGACAUGUGGUUCUCACAUUAGUGCCAUCCUGCUCUUCUAUGUUCCCAUUGCCGUCUCCUCCCUCAUUCACAGGUUUGGUCACCAAGUGCCUCCUCCAAUCCACACCUUGCUGGCCAACUUUUAUCUCCUCAUUCCCCCAAUCCUCAAUCCUAUUGUGUAUUCUGUCCGGACUAAGCAGAUCCGAGAGAGGAUUUUUCAAAUCCUAAAGAUAGGAACUAAGAUGAAAUAAUUACUACUUCUUUCCUCUCAUACUCAUGGAGGCAUCAUUUAAAUAUGGAGGACCACUUCCCGUUUGUGAAACUCAAGUCAGAUAUUAGGCCCAACUUUUAGAGUUGUAAACUCAAAUACUAAGAUGUUUGUCAGGAUCAGAGGAUAGUUGAACCACAAAGACAACCAGCAAUGACAAUGACACCAGUAAUAAGCACGUUUUUCCAGCACUUCUAAUGCAUUUCUUCCAAGUAUCCUGAAAUCAAGUAUUAUUGUUCAUGUUUUAUAUAUGUAAAACUGAGACAAGACCCUUGCUUUA
Messenger RNA from Marmota monax (woodchuck), 1281 nucleotides. RefSeq names its product olfactory receptor 52M1. Bases 31 to 984 code for a protein of 317 amino acids. NCBI's taxonomy places the organism in Eukaryota, Metazoa, Chordata, Mammalia, Rodentia, Sciuridae. Gene Ontology annotation, biological process: G protein-coupled receptor signaling pathway. Gene Ontology annotation, molecular function: G protein-coupled receptor activity; olfactory receptor activity. Gene Ontology annotation, cellular component: membrane. The record is from RefSeq and is a predicted model, not a curated record. The transcript has a single exon.